This is a messenger RNA of Fusarium musae, 1506 nucleotides long. RefSeq lists its product as uncharacterized. Gene Ontology annotation, molecular function: amino acid transmembrane transporter activity. Bases 1 to 1506 code for a protein of 501 amino acids. Gene Ontology annotation, cellular component: membrane. Lineage: Eukaryota; Fungi; Ascomycota; Sordariomycetes; Hypocreales; Nectriaceae. The transcript is spliced from 4 exons. Gene Ontology annotation, biological process: amino acid transmembrane transport. The record is from RefSeq and is a predicted model, not a curated record.
AUGAUUGCAAUUGGAGGCUCCAUUGGUACUGGGCUUUUUGUCGCAUCGGGAAGAGCUUUGGCAGACGGAGGUCCAGCAUCGAUCUUGCUGGCUUUUACAAUCGUGGGUGCCAUGCUCUUUUGUACAUGUCAAGCGCUGGGUGAGCUUGCAGUCAUCUUCCCAAUUGCUGGAUCAUUCUCAUCGUGGGCGACUCGGUUCAUCGAUCCGUCUUGGGGAUUCGCAAUGGGGUGGAACUACGCGAUGCAAUGGCUCAUCGUGUUACCGCUCGAGAUCAUCGCCGCAUCACUAACCCUCUCUUACUGGGACGAGAGUCUUACACGCGCCAUUUUCGUCUCUGUGUUCCUAGUCGUCAUCAUAGUCAUCAAUAUGUUUGGCGUCAAAGGCUACGGUGAAGCCGAAUUCAUCUUUUCCAUCAUCAAGGUCAUUGCUGUUAUAGGCUUCAUCCUUCUCGGCAUCGUUCUCAACUGUGGCGGAACGCCAGAUAGCGGGUACAUUGGCGGCCGCUAUUGGCAAAACCCUGGUGCUUUUAACAACGGCUUUAAAGGAAUGUGCAAUGUGUUUGUUACAGCUGCUUUCUCUUUUGCUGGCACUGAGCUUAUUGGCCUUGCUGCCGCCGAAACAGCGAAUCCGCGAAAAUCGCUGCCAACGGCUUUGAAGCAGGUGUUCUGGAGGAUCACGCUUUUCUAUAUCGUUGCCUUGACAUUAGUAGGACUCCUCGUUCCACAUACUGACCCUCGGCUCGUGGGCGGUAACAGCGAUGCGGAUGCAUCAGCCUCACCUUUUGUGAUAGCCAUCGAAGAAGCCGGCAUUCAGGUUUUACCAUCUGUCAUGAACGCGGUCAUCCUUACUGCCGUCCUGUCCGUCGGUAACUCUGCCGUCUUCGGUUCCUCGCGUACCCUUGCCGCUCUUGCAAACCUUCGGCAGGCUCCCAAGAUCGUCGGCUACGUCGACCGCAAAGGCCGACCACUCGUCGCUAUUGCGAUCGCAAGUGCGUUCGGCCUCAUUGCUUUCCUUGCAGAUCUGCCCGAACAAGGAGCUGUCCUUGACUGGCUCAUGGCCAUCUCAGGCUUAUCAACCAUCUUUACAUGGGGCUCUAUUUGCGUGUGUCAUAUCCGUUUUCGCCAUGCGUGGGCUGCCCGUGGCCGCUCUGUCUCCGAGUUACCCUUCCAAUCCCAGGUCGGCGUUGUGGGUUCUUGGGUUGGUAUCACACUGAACGUUCUUGUCAUCAUAGCGCAAUUCUGGGUCGGCGCCUUUCCCAUCGGCUGGCAAGAAUUAACAAGCGCCCAGGUCGCGCAGAAUUUCUUCCAUAAAUGGGUUGGCGCACCCUGCGUUUUGGCCUUUUAUAUAUUCCACAAGCUUUAUUUCCGGACUACAUUUGUGAGAAUACGAGAUAUGGACGUCGACACUGGACGUCGGGACUUUAACGUCCCUAUCCUUGUCGCCCAGGAACGAGAGGAACGAGAAGGAUGGCCCCGAUGGAAGAGAUAUUAUAAGUUCAUGUGCUGA